AUGAAUCUCUUCUUGAUCAUUGCAAUUCUACUGAUCCAGAAGCCCACAGUAACAGAGCAACUUAAGAAAUGCUGGGGAAACUAUGUACAGGGACACUGCAGAAAAAUCUGCAAAGUGACUGAAAUACGUGAGGUACUAUGUGAAAACGGGAGAUACUGUUGCCUCAAUAUCAAGGAACUGGAAGAACGCAAAAAAACUACAAAGUCACCUCGUCCAAAGCCACCAUCACUUGCAUUAACUCUUCCUCAAGAUGGAGAAGCAAUGGAAAUUUUCUCAAUCCCCAAGACAUAUCACAAAUAA
Molecule: messenger RNA, 300 nt
Organism: Chinchilla lanigera (long-tailed chinchilla)
Lineage: Eukaryota; Metazoa; Chordata; Mammalia; Rodentia; Chinchillidae
Gene: Defb127
Product: defensin, beta 127
Exons: 2
Coding region: 1-300 (99 amino acids)
Biological process (GO): innate immune response
Cellular component (GO): extracellular region
Source: RefSeq, a predicted model, not a curated record